Morchella sextelata is the source of this 840-nucleotide messenger RNA. RefSeq lists its product as uncharacterized. The record is from RefSeq and is a predicted model, not a curated record. Gene Ontology annotation, cellular component: cytoplasm; eukaryotic translation initiation factor 3 complex. Gene Ontology annotation, molecular function: translation initiation factor activity. NCBI's taxonomy places the organism in Eukaryota, Fungi, Ascomycota, Pezizomycetes, Pezizales, Morchellaceae. The transcript has 4 exons. Bases 1 to 840 code for a protein of 279 amino acids.
AUGGCUCCACCAAAGGACAAAUGGGACGAUGAGGCCGAGAGCGGCGAGGAAGAAGUCGGCACUGUCCCCCGUAUCGCGCCAAAGAAGAAGUGGGACGACGAAGAGGACGAUGAUGAUGUCCUCGACUCCUGGGACGCCGCCGAAGAUUCCGAGGAGGAGCGCAAGAAGGAGACCGCCAAAAAGGCCGCCGCCGAGAAGGCCGCUGCCGAAGCUGCUGCGAACCACAAAUCAAAGGCCGAGCGCAUCGCCGAGCGACAAGCCGAGAAGGCUGCUGCUGCCGAGCAGGCCGCCCGCGAGCUCGAGGAACUUGAGAACGAGACCCCUGCACAGAAGAGGGAGCGCGAGCGCCGUAGACAGGAGGAGUCGGAUAUGGCUCACGCUGUCGACCUCUUUGGCGCUGUUGGUAUCGGUGCUGGGUCGGGCAUUGGGAACCGUGAGAAGAAGAUCAGUCUUACGGACCCCAGUGAUCCCACCAAGAACAUUGACCUGGGAUCGCUGCCAAUUUUCAACCCAACGACAAAGGAUUCGUUUUUGAAGCUGAGGGAGGUGCUUGUGCCACUGCUCACUGCUAACACUAAGAAGGCGCAUUACCCGCUGUUUUUGCAGGAGUUUGCCAGGCAGUUGUCAAAGGAUAUGCCCAGUGAACAGAUCAGGAAGGUGGCCAGUGGUCUGACAACCUUGGCCAACGAGAGGCAGAAGGAGGAGAAGGCGGCAGAGAAGGGCGGUAAAAAGAAGACUGUUAAAAAGACUGCGUUGGCGGCGGCCGGAAAGGAGAUGGAUAAGUUUGACACAACAGACUACCAUGCAGAUAACGCGUAUGAUGACGACGACUUCAUGUAA